This is a messenger RNA of Sipha flava (yellow sugarcane aphid), 4467 nucleotides long. Its product is annotated as rho GTPase-activating protein 100F-like. The coding region runs from base 357 to 4190 and encodes 1277 amino acids. Gene Ontology annotation, biological process: signal transduction. Gene Ontology annotation, molecular function: protein binding. The transcript is spliced from 16 exons. Lineage: Eukaryota; Metazoa; Arthropoda; Insecta; Hemiptera; Aphididae. The record is from RefSeq and is a predicted model, not a curated record.
CAUAACACAUGCGGGUUUUUUAUCAGGGUUCAGCGAACGGAUCCCGUAGCUAAACGUUUAUAUCUAUGUAAAAAUGUGUACGUAAUAUAGAUACGAGGAAAAAAGAUUAUUAAAAUGUAAUACGCGCGUCUAUCUGUAAGACUUUGAAAAAUUAAUUAAUAAUUAAUAUUCAAUUACGAUUCUGCGGUGCAUAGAUAUUUGUUUACAUACAUAUAUAAGACAUACAUAAGACCAUCGGUGUUAGCCACUUUUUUUUCUUUUUUUUUUUUUUUACUCGAAAGAGAUAUGAUUUGUUUCGUGUUCGUCAGACCGGGUACCGCGGUUUCGGAGUCGUUUCCCUGUGACAUUAUGACAAAAUGGUAACAACCAGAGGAGUAGGCUCAGCGAAAAAACCAUCAUCGUCGUCGUCACCAUCAACGUCACAGUCGUCAUCGUCUGCAAUGCUUUGUUGCGCACGGAAGAAGGGUCGUGAUCGAACUCAAGACUUGUCGACAACAUCUAGACAUGGACAACAGCCAUUACCAACUGGAACAAAAACUAAAGAUGCACUGCCAGUUGUGUUACAAAGCGAUUUUAGAAAAUUGAGUGGAAUCAGUAAAGAAGAUUUCCGAUUGAUAGAUACCAUUGAAAACGAUUAUGAUGCAACUACAGCAGCAGCACUCGACGCUGUUCAACGUAGAGGUGAAAUGGUUGUCCGAAUAUUGGACCCAAGAAUUCAUCUCACUAAAACUGCUACUGAUGCGGCUAAAAAAUUUCUCAUGCUUCAAGAUUCCAAUCAUAUAGUAAAUCUUGUUGAGAUAAUAAAGAGACCUGGACAAACCUUAGGAUUGUAUAUUCGAGAAGGGAACGGUAUUAAUCGCCAUGAUGGCCUAUUUAUUUCUAGACUAGCUCUCGAGUCGGCAGUAUAUAACAGUGGAUGUAUACAGGUUGGCGACGAAGUGUUGGCAGUUAACUUAGUGGACGUUACUCGUAAAGCUGUAGACGAGGUUGUGAUCAUUAUGUCAAUACCCAGAAGACUUGUGUUAGCUUUGAGGCAAACAAGAGGAAUUCAUCGAAAUACUGCCAAUGCAUCGUUAGCUUCUGCAAUGCCUAGUCAUCAACCUCCGGUCGUAGUAAUCAAAAAGGAUAUCAGUAGAGAAUCAGAUGAUCAACACGAUGACGAUGAUGAUGACUUGCAUAUGAAAUCAUAUAUGACUACGGGGCGAGUAAAUCAAAGAAAUAAAGAAAAUAUACAUGAACAACGUCAAAGAGAAUCUAGAGGGCGAUCACAAUCUCAACUUGCAUUAGAUUCAAAUGGUGAUGUUUCAGGAGAUUUAUUUUACAACUCAAGACCACCUGAAUCUAGAAGACAAGCGUCUACUUUGGAUCGACGUAAUAAUUGGUCAUAUCAACCUCCUCACCCCCCAGUUUCCAAUGAAUCAUCAAAACCACAACACUUUCAACCAUUCGACAAAGCAUAUCCUAAAACUUUAGAAUCGUUGGCCGAAAAAGUACAUCCAUUUUGUCCGGGUGGUCAGUCUUCAUCCGGCAGAAGAAUGUCGGCGACAACUACACAACAACAAUAUCGUCGUAAUAAUAUCCCUAGAUCUGGUUCGGACCAAUAUCUACCUAGAUCUGAAUAUGAUUAUGGAAGCAGACCCUAUCGACAAUCGCAAACACUGAUGAGAUCUGGUCUUAGAAGUAGCACUGGUGCUGGAUCCAGUACACGCUUAGUUUCACAAUACUCUCAAGGUUCUUCUAGAACCUUACCAAGACAUUUAGAUUACGCAUCAGAUACGGAAGCAACGAAAGUAACUUCUACUUCCCCUUACUACUAUAGAGGGUCUUCACAGAUAUCAGGAGUUUCAAAUUUAUCACGAUUAGGAAGUGCUACGAUAUCUAGGAGUAACUCUUUAAGGUCUAAUUCACUGCCAAGAGACAUACGUACACCACGAACCCCACUUUCUUCUCUUAAUACAAGCUUGAGAGGUAGUUUAAGGCGGUAUAACACACAAGAUAAUCCGAAGACAUCGUCUUCGGUAUUAAGUGAUCACGAAGACAGUGAUGGUAAUCUUAGUGCUCCUGAAUUUCAAAUGCGUCGCAAAAAUCGAUUAGUCAGCUCCCCGAGUGUAUUUACAGCUGAUGAAUAUAGAGCAUGGAUGAGCAGAGCACCGUCCACAAGUGCUAUAUAUGAUCGUAUACGUAACGUUUGUGAUCCAUCACUAAAACAACAAAAAGUACAAAGAUUCACAUUUAGCGCUGAAAACUUACCAGAAAGAACUAGACAUUCAGAGUUGAUGAGCUAUUCAGGUACUAAUGCAGAUCUAAGACCAUUUAGAGGUCUUGGAUCGCCAGCAUUACCAUCAGCUACUACAUCAACAUUAGACAGACAUACCAGAACAUCUUCUUUAAGAAGAAUUCGACAUCUAUUAGAACUCGAAGCAAAACAUUUAGGUCGGCGCAGUCCGUCGACAACUUCAGACUUACAAGCCGAUAGAGCUAGAGUAUUGGAAAUUAAUCCAGCUGAGUUUUUAAAAUACAAAUUUGAAAAGUCUACCGUUGACAAUGCUCCACCUAUUAGUGGCUUAUUAUGGGUGCAUCUAUUAGCUGGUAGAGGCCUCAGAGCAGCUUCCACCACUGUUUUAUCUGGCCAGUCGACAAAUGUUAUGGCACCAGCUGGAAGCUCAAGAGACUUAUACUGCGUCUUAGAAUGUGAUCGUGUACACAAAGCUAGAACUGUAGUGCGUACUGGAGAUCUUGUUUUUGACUGGGAUGAAACAUUCGAAUUGGACUUACUGUCAAAUAAAGAAUUAGACUUUUUAAUAUACUCAUGGGACCAACAAUACAGACACAAGCUCUGUUACAAAGGAUCUGUACAUUUGGCGUCUUUAGUUAGAGAUAGUCCUGUACAUCAAUUAGCAUUAAAAAUUGAACCUCGAGGAACAUUAUAUUUACGGUUAAGACACACCGAUCCUUAUCAAACUUUCAUAAGAAAAACUAUAAGAACUUCAACCACUCUACCACCAAGAACCAAAACUGCAGGCCUUUUUGGUAUUGAUCUCGAGUCGGUGGUUACUCGGGAAAGCGGCACAAUCUCUAGUUCCUUAUCUUCAUUAGCACAAGCACCAGCAACAGCGUCUGUACCAGUAAUUGUUCGAAGGUGUAUUGAAGAAGUUGAACGAAGGGGCUUAGACAUUAUUGGCCUUUAUCGGCUGUGUGGAUCUGCUUCUAAAAAACGGAUUCUUCGAGAAGCUUUUGAACGCAAUCCAAGAACGGUGGAUUUAUCGCCAGAUAAUGUUCCUGAUAUUAACGUAAUCACAGGUGUUCUAAAAGACUAUUUAAGAGAACUUCCAGAACCACUUUUCACACGCUGUUUGUACCAAAUGCUUCUCGAUGCUUUAACUGUAUUAUUGCCUGAUGAUCCACAGGCAAAUGCCAAGUUAAUGUUAUCGAUUUUAGAUUGUUUGCCAAAGUUGAAUAGAGCAACUUUGACAUAUAUCAUGGAUCAUCUAGCAUUAGUUGUGUCACAAUCUCCUCGAAAUAAGAUGUCGGCACAAAAUUUAUCCAUAUGCCUAGCUCCAGUGUUAAUGGUACAAAGUGAAAUGAAAGAAAAACCGAUUGAUUUCCAACAGCCCGUGAACGUAUUACGGUAUCUGUUAGAGAUUUGGCCGACGAAAUCAGUUCGGGAGUGUUUGCCGCCCUCGGUCGCCAACGGCGUUACUCGGCCCCCGCCGCUGCCCGCGAAGCCAUCCUGCGUGCCCGGUGUGCCAACAAGGCGCGGCCCCCCGCCCGUCAUAGUGGCGUCACCGACCAGUGACACGGCCACAUCAGACGAGAACGACGGCGACAAUGAUACGUCGGCCAUCGAACCGCCGCAGAUACCGGCCAGAUCUAACGCGCACCGGCUGACCAAGGUGGCGGCGCCGGAUCCGCCGGAGGACAACGCGGCAGAGACGCCGAGCUCAUCCACGGGCACGGAAGACUCGCAGCGUGACGUGGCUGAGCGCGCCGCGGAAGCGGAUGAGGAGAGCUGCGGCGAGGAGCAACUACAAAACGAACGGAGACCUCGGGGACUAAUGCAACAGCAGAACGCCUCCGCUACGAUGAAGCACAACACCGUCAACGGCACUACUAUUAACACUAAUACUUCUGCUACUCCUAAUCAGAAUAUAAUUAAUAGUAAUCGCAAUAAUAAUAAUAAUAACGUUUAACCGAUUAAAUCGCGAAGGCGGUGCCCUCAUAUAUGUAUAUAGUAAUGUUAUAUAUAUAUAUAUACGUAUUAGAAAAUAAUGUGUUUGCCAACUUUCUACCAGGUUUCGUACUUAGCUGUGAACUGUCAUGUGGGGAAUGAUCCCGAAAUUUUAGGGGAGCUAAGGUGGAAAUAUUGACUGUUGUUAUUUAUUUUCAUAUUGAGCGAAAAGUUUUUGUCUUCUUUUCUCGUGGUCAUAUUUUCAAGUAGUAACUCUGCAAUAAAAGAACUCGUAGUUU